Molecule: messenger RNA, 2807 nt
Organism: Rhinolophus ferrumequinum (greater horseshoe bat)
Lineage: Eukaryota; Metazoa; Chordata; Mammalia; Chiroptera; Rhinolophidae
Gene: PAQR8
Product: progestin and adipoQ receptor family member 8
Exons: 2
Coding region: 191-1255 (354 amino acids)
Biological process (GO): response to steroid hormone
Cellular component (GO): plasma membrane
Molecular function (GO): steroid binding; nuclear steroid receptor activity
Source: RefSeq, a predicted model, not a curated record
CCGCCCCGGACAGUCCCCUUCUCCCAGCCGCUCCCCUGCGCUGAGCGGGCCCGGGUCACAGCCGCCAGCGGAAAGCUCGUGUCUGAGAACCCAGCGGGAGCGCGGACUGGGCCGGGCUGGGCUGCGUGCACUGACUCAGCCGCUGCCCCCGACAGUUGCAUCCCCUCCCCGUCGUGCGGUGCUGGGAAGCAUGACGACUGCCAUCUUGGAGCACCUGAGCACCCUGUCUGUAAGUGGGCAGCAGCUGCGCCGCCUGCCCAAGAUCCUGGAGAAUGGGCUUCCCAAGAUGCCUUGCACCGUCCCCGAGACAGAUGUGCCCCAGCUCUUCCGGGAGCCUUAUAUCCACGCCGGCUACCGCCCCACAGGCCACAAGUGGCGCUACUACUUCUUCAGCCUCUUUCAGAAACACAACGAGGUGGUUAACGUCUGGACCCACUUGUUGGCGGCUCUGGCCGUCCUCUUGCGAUUCUGGGCCUUUGCGGAGGCUGAGGCCUUGCCCUGGGCCUCUACCAACACCCUGCCCCUGCUCCUCUACGUCCUGUCCUCCAUCACUUACCUCACGUUCAGCGUUCUCGCCCACCUGCUGCAGUCCAAGUCGGAGCUCUCCCAUUAUACUUUCUACUUCGUGGACUACAUUGGUGUGAGCGUUUACCAGUACGGCAGUGCCUUGGUUCACUUCUUCUACACCUCGGACCAGGCCUGGUAUGAGCGCUUCUGGCUUUUCUUCUUGCCAGCAGCUGCCUUCUGUGGCUGGUUAUCUUGCGCCGGCUGUUGCUAUGCCAAGUAUCGUUACCAGAGACCUUACCCCGUCAUGAAGAAGAUCUGUCAAGUGGUGCCCUCGGGGCUGGCCUUCAUUCUAGACAUCAGCCCGGUGGCGCACCGAGUGGCCCUGUGCCACCUGGCUGGCUGCCAGGAGCAGGCGACCUGGUACCACACCCUCCAGAUCCUCUUCUUCCUGGUCAGCGCCUACUUCUUCUCUUGCCCCGUUCCUGAGAAGUACUUCCCGGGUUCCUGUGACAUUGUGGGCCAUGGGCAUCAACUCUUCCACGUGUUUCUGUCUAUCUGCACACUCUCCCAGCUGGAGGCCAUCCUCCUGGACUACCAGGGGCGGCAGGAAAUCUUCCUGGAGCGCCACAGUGCCCUGUCUGUCUACAUGGCCUGUCUGUCUUUCUUUCUCUUGACCGCCUGCAGCACUGCCACCGCAGCCCUCCUGAGGCACAAAGUCAAGGCCAGGCUGAUGCAGAAAGAUUCCUGAGGCUGGCGGGUGGGGCGAGGUGUGGAGGCACCCCAUUGUGACUGGAGGGAAAUGCGAUUUAGAAAAAUUAAGAGUUGGCUUUUAAAUUAAUACAUGUUUCCAAGGAUGUGCUAUGGGUAUGGCAUUAGGAAGCCAAAGGAUUCAAGAGUUAGGUUGUUACAGUGGUUGUCAAUAAAAGGAGAAUUCCUUUUCCCUCUGGGUCAUAGCCUGUCAAGAUACAGGAAAGGAAGGGAUGUUGGCUAAGAUUCAUGGGACACUGCAUUAAGAACCGUCUUCAUGCCUGAAAAUUUAGUCGAAUUCUGAAUAUGGCUUCCAGGGGCAAGUCCUGGAGCUGAAGGGAUAAUAAAACUGGACUGGAAAACAAGUAGUUGGCUGGUCCACACUGUAUUGGCAUGGCCAUCCUAUUAUGCUGGUCUUUGGUAAUCGAAGAAACCAACCCAAGGGCCCAAUUUCAUUUGGAUUUCAGAUUGUCCAGGGUGGAGAAUUCAUAAUUUUUAAGAUUCAGUGAAACCCUUAGACAUCAUGCAUUAUUCAGUUCAUCUGAUUUGUGGUCCCUCCAUUCUCACCCACUCUAAUCCUGACCCUUUUCUCAGGAUGACAUCUCCCUGGCUGUUGUCUCUAAAGUGCUAUUCACUCCCAUCCAUACCUUGGUAAUACACAAGACUCUGAAAUAGUCAUACUUGCAGGAAAUGUUUGGAUCCAUGUGGACAUUCAGGAAUCUUAUUCUCAUAUAACACUAAUGUAAACGGUACUAGAAAGUACAGUGCCAAGAGCCAGCAGGAGGCCCAGACUGCAAGCAUGGAUACUGUUUGGUGUCAUGGGACGUGGUUUUUUUUAUGUCUGUGGACUGUGGGAUUAUUUGAGAUCUGUUAGGGCUGCCUUACAGGCCAGAAGAUUUGGGGCUUGGUCCGGGGAAUCUUCUCCAGAUUUUGACCCCUGGUAUAGUGAAUUAGUUCUAAGGGUCCCUUUAGGGAUCUGAUUAUUUCAAGAGGAACCCAAGGUCCAGCCUUUUAAAUAGAUGCUGCCAUAAGAAGAACCCACAUAACUACCCUAGUUCAGAGUCUUUAGGCAGACAGUUAUGCCUCCACUUAGAGCUGAACCCUUAAAAUGAUCAAGCCCCAGGACAGGUGAGCAUGUGUGCUCACUGUGGGUUGGUCUCUGAAGGCUCCUUUGGGUAAGAAUGGUGAGGUGGGUACCCUGUAGCUAGAAUGUUCUGUUUAGAACAUUGCUGCUUAGCAGCUUCUAUGGGAUAGGUGGUACUUGCCAUUGAUGUAUUCUGACCAUGCAGCCUCUCUGAGGACUGACUUCUGCGCUCAUCUAGUGAAAGGGGCUGUGGUGAUAAAAGAGCCAUGGAAGCCUUCCCGUGGCCACAUCUUGUAUCACUAUAAGGUCCCUGUUACUAAAAAGGGAAGUGGUUUGUUUUCACUCCAGUUUGGUGAACGUCUUCUAUUACUAGACUAUUUUGUUGUCUUCAAAUCUGUGUUAUCUUUCUUUCUCUGAGAGAUUUGUGGGUUUUGUGCCUUAUAAAUGGAAAUGUAUGAACACUACUUAA